Molecule: messenger RNA, 2310 nt
Organism: Thalassophryne amazonica
Lineage: Eukaryota; Metazoa; Chordata; Actinopteri; Batrachoidiformes; Batrachoididae
Product: receptor for retinol uptake stra6-like
Exons: 17
Coding region: 62-2119 (685 amino acids)
Biological process (GO): vitamin A import into cell
Cellular component (GO): plasma membrane
Molecular function (GO): retinol transmembrane transporter activity; signaling receptor activity
Source: RefSeq, a predicted model, not a curated record
GAGUCUUCAUUUGAUCUCUUGACAUCUUCAUUAAGCUGCUCAACUCAAUUAAACAUCAGCAAUGAACCAGAGCAAAGUGGAGCUGGAGCCGUUUGACUACAGCUACUAUGAUUAUUCAGACUGGUACUCAAACAAUGCAGAGCCAACAAAGCCACCGAAAGAAGUUAUUUUACCAUGUGACCCUACAGCAGAUGAUCAACUCUUCCACAUAUGCAUACUAUCAAUAUCUCUGGGGAUCAUGUUGAUCCUGGCAGCCCUCAUCAGGAAAAAUAAACUCUGCCAAGGAUUUAUUCGAGGAUCUAACAGUGUCUUCAGUCCAGUCAACUUCCUGGAACAGACUCAAGAAAAAGGCCUCGCUGUGGCUGUGUUUGGACUCGUGUUCAGCAAGCUGGCAGUGCUGGUCAUCACUCCGGACCCGCUGCCUUUUAUCAAAGACACUCCAGUGGAAAUCAAAGAGUACAUGAAGAUACUUUCCAUCUUCUACUAUCCAGUCCUUUAUUAUCCUCUGUUGGUCUGUGGUGCUCUGCAGCACAAAGCAGGUUAUGGGAUCGGGACCCUCCUCUCUUUUACUCACUUUGGGGUCAUGCUGUGGCAGAAGAUUGACUGUCAAAAGACACCAGAGAUCUAUAAAUUCUACUCUCUGCUUGCUAGUCUUCCUCAGCUGGGCUGUCUUUUGUAUCUCUGCAUCCAGUUUCCUUUGCUUUUUAUCAAAGGGCCAAAGUCUGAUCAGGAUCUUGACAGCAGGUACUACACCAACUAUGUGAAAUUACUUUUUCAGAAAAAGUCCUCCAAUGACAGCUCUUCUUCUACAGACAAACCAACGCUGUCACAGAGAAUCCUGGAGGUGCCCAAGAGUUACAUAUACAUACCAGAAAAAGUGUUCCACUUCCCUCUGAAGCUCGCUGUAUCAGCGUUUGUUGCAUUUCUUGCAGUAUAUCAUGUGGCAUUGCUGUUAGUCGUCCUUGUAAUCCCCACCCUCCAUAUUGUUCGUGCUGGUAUUGAUGAAAACAUUGCCUUCCUGUUACUUGGGUUUGGGAUUAUCCUAUCAGACGACAGGAUGGAGGUUGUCAGGAUUCUGACUUUCUACACUUGGUUGCUGGAGGUGUGCUACCUCUGUGCCAUGACCCUGUCUUGUUUGCUCAGUCUCAUCAUGCUUAUGAAGUCCAUGGUGCUUCACCGGUCAAACCUCAAAGGGCUCUAUAAAGGAGAUAUUUACAGCAUUUAUAACAGCCAGAAGACAGUCUGUCCAUCUCGAGCAGGAAUUGUUUGCUGGAUGGGUUUUACAGGAUACCACGCGGCAAUCAUUUCUCUUGCAGUGGUCAUCCAGACUAUUGUGUUCUUCAUCUGCUUCUUAUUCCUGGUCUUUUUGAUCAUUGUCCCUGUGUUUUAUGCUCGUAAUGUCAUUGUCUUCCAAGUGGCUGCAAAGUCAUGGCCAGCCUGGGUCACGCUGAUUCUGGUCACAGCACUUCAGCAUGUCACUGCUAAAUUUGCUUUCAUCAACAAGGACGCAUCAGCAUCAGACCUGAACAACAGGGAGAGUUUGUUCCUUCUGACAUAUCUGCUGUUCCUGAUCAACACUGUGGUGGGUCUAAUAGCAGCAAUAUGGAGAAUGGUGAUUACUGCUUUGUACAACAUCAUCCACCUGGGCCGCAUUGACAUCAGCCUGAUGCACCGAAACUCAGAGUCCUGUGACCCAGCCUACAGCUACUACACCAACUUCCUGAAAGUGGACGUGAGUCAGUCUCACCCGGUGAUGAAGGCAUUCUGUGCGCUGCUGGUGGACAUGAUGGUGCUCCGUGGCAGCAUGCAACAGAAAGCACAAGAUGCAGAGGAAGGGAUUCAGGAGAACCCACAGAGAACGGAAUCCAACAGUCGACGAGUUCACGCUCGCUGGCAGUUGCUGUACACGCUGGUCCACAACCCAUCACUGCUGGGCUCCAGGAAGCACUUCCAGUCACGGCAGACCUCUGAGACCUUCCCAAAUGGCACACCAAACCACAGAAGCAAGAAGGAGGGCAGUAAGCCGGUCACUGAGCUGGGUGCUGAACAGGCUGUUGAGUCUGUCCAGUCCACAGAGACCGCAACUAACUCAGAUAAAAUUGAGGAAGCUCUGGAAUAAGAGGAGAUCAUAAGACUCAUAGAAUGCUUCAGCUCAAAUCAUACUAUCUGUGGUAUGUUCUCAAAUGUCUAAUGACUACUUACUGUGAAUACUGAUCUGUUCAUUUUACACCAGCUACAGGUGAGGGGGAUUACUGGGCCUCCAACAAUGUAGUCUUGAAAUACAAUCUUAACCUCUGCUUUAACAAGACA